AUUAGUUCCGAAUGCGGUUUAGGCAGUCAUACGCAAUAAAAUACAUUAUACAUUGCCUUGAUAUUGACGUUAUUUAGAUAUAAUGACAUUCUAUUUUUUUUCGUUAAUACUAUUUAGUUUACAUUUAUAUGCGACAACAGCUGCGCAAAAGUCAAAUCAUCAAUUCUUAGGAUGUUUUUUGGAUACAGAACUAUUAACUCUUGGAGAAGAGAGCCGUACCUUAAAACCAAUAUCGCCUCAUGCUUGCUCCACGUUUUGCUCCGGGAAAAAAUAUUUAUUUUUUAUUCUUAAAAAUGAGAACUGUUAUUGUAGCAAAAAUUAUAUAUCAAGACUAAUGAAACAGUUUGAUAAUGAGUGUACGAUUAAAUGCACAGGAGAUGAAUCGGCUUCGUGCGGUGGAAAAAAUUUAGUGUCUUCAUACAUAACAGAUAGUUCAAUUUCAAAGAACUUUGUUGGACAUGGUAGUUUUCCAAUACCAAUUUAUUUAGGAUGCUACGCUGAAACUCCAAAUGACGACGAAAAUCGUAUAUUAAAAGGACCAGCUGGGCCUUAUAAUAACAAUACGCCUCAAAAAUGCUUAGAAAUAUGUUUCAUGAUGGGCUACUUAUAUUUUGGAAACACAUAUGGAAAGGAGUGUUGGUGUGGAAAUCAAAAACCAUUGAAGUCCGCGAAAGUAGAAAACGUUAACUGUGAUACUCCUUGUAGUGGAGAUAAUAGUCAGUUAUGUGGCGGGGGGUGGAAAAUGGCGAUGUAUUCAACUGGAAUCACUGACUAUACAGCAAAAAAUUAUGUUGGAUGCUACGAUAGUAAUGAUGAUGAUGAACCUAAAACCAAAGAAAAGCGUAUAAUAUUUGAGAUGAAUACAAAUAAUAGCCCUAAACGGUGCAUGAAUCUUUGUAAUACUCAACGAUUUAAAUAUGCUGCCACCAAAGAUAAAGUCUGUGAAUGUAUGAAUUCCGCACCACGUCAUAGUUUAAAAAGAAGUCAGAGUGAUUGUCAUAUUUUAUGCACAGAAAAUCCAUCAGAAUAUUGUGGUGGUAGAAAUGCAUUUAGUAUUUACAAAACAAUAUUUUCAGAUCCUCCGGGGAAAGUGAAUGUGAAUCAUAUUGGAUGCUUUAGAAAUUAUAAAAGACAUCCAACAGUAAAUGGUUGGGGAAUAACGUCUUCUAACCUUACUCCUAAUCAUUGUGUGCACAGUUGCUAUGCGAGAAGAUUUCCGUAUGCGGCACUCAUAUCUUCGAGAGAAUGUUUAUGCAGUUUUACUAAACCUUCGACAGAAGGCAAGAUUGAGGAUAAUAUGUGUAAUACUGCUUGUUCUGGUUCAUCUCAACAAACAUGUGGUGGUCAAAAUGCAAUAGACAUAUUCAACACUGGAUUAGAAUGGCGAACGCAUACGGUUGGAAACUAUUAUUUAGGUUGUUUUGAGGAAAGUCAAAAUAAGAGGAUAUUUCAUGGGUUCUCGCGGCCUUAUGAUGUGAAUACCCCAGAAUUUUGUUCAAACCUUUGUUACAAACUUGGGUUUGCUUAUUCGGGCGUAACAUAUAAACAUGAAUGUUUUUGUGGAGACCAACCUCCAAGCCAACCUAGGUUUUCUAAAGUAGAUGACAAACAAUGCAAUACUAAGUGUGCGGGUGAUGCUAAUCAAUUUUGUGGAGGCGGCUGGAGAAUGGGCGUAUUUUCUACUGGAUUAAUUGAUUUUGAAUUCCAAGAUCAAAAUGAUAUUGGUUGUUUUGUGCAAGAAGACAUUCCAUUAUAUUACAGAAAAUUUGAACUUAUCAACACUAAUGCACCUGGUAAAUGUUCAACAAUUUGUCAUAACGACGGAUAUACAUUUUCAGGAGUUAUGGGAAUCAAUUGCUUCUGUAGUGACCGGAAACCAGAAGAUGAUCAGAAAGUAGAUAAUACUUAUUGUGAUAUAGCCUGUGUUGGCGAUUCUAGUAAAACGUGUGGUGGUGAAGAUAGAAUACAUAUAUACGAUCUCUCAAAAAAAUUUAUAGAACCUAUUAUAGUUCCUGAUAAACUACUAAGUCUUGAAGACUCUUUCGAACAACUAAACUUAAAUUCAACUUGGAGUCAUGAUGUUUUUAUUGCACAAGAACCAGAUUAUGAAUUCGUUGUUUACAACAGUUCUAAACAAAACUCAUUCGUGGAUAAUGGAGAGCUAGUAAUAAGACCAACAGUGCAAUCCGAUAGUUUUAUCAAGAAUGGUGAAUUGUUAUUGAACGGUUGUACAAAAAGUAUAGGAUCUAUUAGCUGUGAGAUGAAUGCUGUGUCUUUUAAUAUAUUGCCACCUGUAGUUUCAGCGAGACUUACCACAAAAAAAAAUUUAUUAUUUCAUUUUGGACAAGUGGAAGUUAUUGCUAAAUUACCAAUAGGAGAUUGGAUUGUUUCAGAAAUAGCUUUGGUUAGUGUAAAUAAUGAGUUAAACAAAUUGGUAUUAGCCAAAACAGUUGGAAAUACCGAUUUGAAAUGUAACGGAAGCGAUGAAGGUGCAAACUUCUUAAGAUAUGGAUUGGAAAUUGAUCAACUAUAUUAUAUCGAAUCGAAAGUGAUGAAGUUAAAAUCGGAAAAUGGUUGGCACAAUGACUAUCAUACAUUCAAACUGUCUUGGUCUUCCGAUAAUAUGAUAUUUGAAAUAGACGGCGAGGGUCACCGUAUGGCUACGACGAAUUUACCAACUAAUACCAUAUUUGAAUCCGAGUUUUUCUUGUCUAUUGGUGUGUCAGUUGGUGGUAUGAAGAAUUUCCAGGAAGGGUGUUUAAGUAAUGGCCAUUUAAAACCAUGGACAAACCUUGAUAAUAAGGCUAUGUUAAAUUUCUGGAAGGACAGGAAUCACUGGUUACCAACAUGGAGUGACGACAAAUCAGCAUUACGAGUUAAACAAGUUAAGAUUACAUUAUCAGAAAGUUAAUGUUAUAACUAUAUCAAUUCAUUUUAAAUAAGUUAUACAAUGACAUAGUCAACAAUAUUAUGUUUUGCUUACAUAAAAAAUUUAAUAAAACACAAUAUAUGGAAUAUUAUAUUUCAA
Molecule: messenger RNA, 3028 nt
Organism: Rhopalosiphum maidis (corn leaf aphid)
Lineage: Eukaryota; Metazoa; Arthropoda; Insecta; Hemiptera; Aphididae
Exons: 17
Coding region: 83-2911 (942 amino acids)
Biological process (GO): carbohydrate metabolic process
Cellular component (GO): plasma membrane
Molecular function (GO): hydrolase activity, hydrolyzing O-glycosyl compounds
Source: RefSeq, a predicted model, not a curated record